AAUAGAUAUUCAAUGUUUGCGUUACUAUUGAAACAUAACAUCAUAUGUAAUGAAAUGCUAUUCAAUUGUUUAAACAAAAUAUCACUUAUUUGUCAUAAUUGUUGAAAUCAUUUGUAUUAAUGACUAAAUAAAGUGUGUUUUAGUCAUUAGUUAUGAUUAUUUGAUACAAAUUUGAUGUCCAAUACACAGAAGAUCUUCUGUUGACGACUAAUGAAAGUCAUGUGUUGUUUAAGUUGAAGACAAGGUUUGACUAAAUGAAUGACAGAAAAGAGUGUUUUGUGAUAAUUGGUAACAAAUCUAGUCUUGAGUUAUAAUGUCAUCCAAUGUGGACAAUAUGAUGACAUUAGGUCACUGCUCUCACGGGUCACUGUUAUCGUCAUACAGUUGGACCAUACAGUUACUGUUGGCCACCAUUGCCUUCACGUGUCUUAUCGUGAAGCGGUUUUGUGAACCUCACCGCUACCGUCGUCCGUGGCUUAUCUGGUUCUUCGACACUUCCAAACAGGCUUUCGGUGCUUUUGUCGUCCAUUUUCUUAACAUAUUAUUGGCCGAAAUAAAUUCGGGUCGCGACCCGUGCACUUUAUAUGUAAUUAGUUUUUUAAUUGAUUCAUCCAUUGGUUUACUAUUAUUAUGGCUUUUUAUAAGACUUGCUGAAUAUAUUGCCAUUAAGUAUAGUCAUCCAUAUUUAAUAUUUGGUGAAUACGGCAAACCCGAGCCAUUGCUCCGGUAUUGGAUAAUACAGUGUUUGGCAUAUAUUGUAAUAGUAUUGGUCGUCAAGUUUAUUAUAACACUUUUACUUUUAUUUGAAUUUUGGUUAACAGUUCGGUCAUUGAUAUUGUGGCCAAUCAAGCAUUUUCUUGAUGUCAAAACUGAGAUUAUUUUGGUAUUACUUGUUAUCCCAUUCUUUGUCAAUGUGUUUAUAUUUUGGGUGACCGACAACUUCCUAAUUAUGCACCGAAUCCGACAAAUUAAAUACAAUUCCAACUCUCAAAGUGAUAUAAUACUAGCAUUUACUCAACCCAUUGAAUCUCAAGUUGUGAUCAACGGUCAUAACAUUCACGACAGCGAUGACGACACCGAACUCAUUGACAUAAGCUUUGAACCCGACUCUCCUCAUCACAGAAAUAUGCUUUAAAUAUUAUUACAUUUCACUUUAAGACCUAUUUUUGACAUUUUUUUUAAUUUUUAUAAUUCUGAUUAUUGAUAGUUUAUAUUUAAUUUAUUAUUAAAUUUAUAUUUAUUGUAUAUUUAAUUCUUUUUACCGAUUAUGUGGUCUAAAGUAAUU
Molecule: messenger RNA, 1285 nt
Organism: Oppia nitens
Lineage: Eukaryota; Metazoa; Arthropoda; Arachnida; Sarcoptiformes; Oppiidae
Product: store-operated calcium entry regulator STIMATE-like
Exons: 3
Coding region: 314-1135 (273 amino acids)
Cellular component (GO): membrane
Source: RefSeq, a predicted model, not a curated record